AGAGAGGAGUCACUUUUGUAUGAUCCAACUGGGAAAACAACAUCAGCUUGGCGGCUACGAGGGAUCAUCAGCGUCAUUGCCCAUGAGCUUUCUCAUCAGUGGUUUGGCAACCUUGUCACACCCAAGUGGUGGACAGACCUUUGGCUAAAUGAAGGCUUUGCUACGUAUGUGAGCUACCUUGGUUCACAAGAGUCAAGAAAGAAUUGGAAAUGGAUGCAGAUGUUUAUCGUGUUCCAAGUCCAAGACGUGAUGAGGGUGGAUUCUUUGGAAAGUUCUCACCCAAUUUACCAAGAAGUCUUCAACCCAGAUCAAAUCGUGGAAAUUUUCGAUCGUAUAUCCUAUGGCAAAGGUGAGAUCAACCAGGAAGAAGACCAGGCCAGAGGUUCUACCAUCAUUUGGAUGAUGAACAACUUCUUGACUGAGGCAACUUUCAAGAAAGGCUUGAUUUCCUAUCUGAAAGACAAGAGCUUCAGGUUACGCCUUUGCCUUCUAAACACCUCCAUAAACCUGCACCGACGAGCUCGAUUCUUUUUCCAACAAAGCUCCAGGGACCAGAGUUCAGAGCAAUGGUUCAUCCCCAUCAACUUCAACGCUGCCAUUGGCGACUUCAAGAGAACCAGGGCCAGUCAUUGGCUCAGACCAAAUGCAACUCUUACACUCACUGACAAGGACCUGGCCGCAUCCAGUCUGGAUUCAUGGAUCCCUGAUCCUGCCAAAAAUAACUGGGUGAUUGUGAAUGCUCAAGAAACUGGGUAUUACCGCGUGAAUUAUGAUGCCACAAACUGGGCC
This is a messenger RNA of Notodromas monacha, 789 nucleotides long. Lineage: Eukaryota; Metazoa; Arthropoda; Ostracoda; Podocopida; Cyprididae. The record is from the annotation of a GenBank genome assembly.